UUGAUUCUAGCAUCUACCAGCGCGGUCCAGCAGUGUGUGUACCACUGCGGCUUCCGUGUUAUCCCGGAAGUUGUACACGCGUGUGAGUGAGUGUACACUUGGGGGAGCGCGCUCCUGCACUCAGUGCCGGAUUGGCGGCAGUGCGGGGAGGAUGCCUCGCUAUGCACAGCUCGUCAUGGGGCCGGCGGGCAGUGGAAAGAGCACAUACUGUUCUACAAUGGUGCAGCACUGUGAGGCUCUGAAUAGGUCGGUGCAAGUAGUGAACCUGGACCCUGCUGCAGAAUACUUUGAUUAUCCAGUCAUGGCAGAUAUUCGGGAGCUGAUUGAGGUAAAUGAUGUGAUGGAAGACAGCUCCCUGCGAUUUGGACCCAAUGGAGGCCUUGUGUAUUGUAUGGAAUAUUUUGCCAAUAACUUUGACUGGCUGGAGAGCUGCCUGGGUCACACGGAAGAUGAUUACAUACUGUUUGACUGCCCGGGUCAGAUUGAACUAUACACUCAUCUGCCGGUUAUGAAGUACCUGGUGGAGCAGCUUCAGCAGUGGGAGUUCCGAGUCUGUGGGGUCUUCCUGGUGGAUUCUCAGUUUAUGGUGGAAUCUUUCAAGUUUGUCUCUGGUGUCAUGGCUGCCCUGAGUGCCAUGGUUUCUUUAGAGAUACCGCAGUGCAACAUCAUGACCAAGAUGGAUUUACUGAGCAAGAAAGCUAAAAAAGAAAUUGAAAGGUUUUUAGACCCGGAUAUGUAUUCUAUGAUGGAGGACUCAUCCAGCAGGCUAAGAAGUAAAAAGUUCAAGAAGUUGACCAAAGCCAUUAGUGGAUUGAUUGAUGAUUACAGCAUAGUCCGCUUCUUGCCUUUUGACCGCUCCGAUGAAGAAUGUAUAAACAUUGUGCUCCAACAUAUAGAUUUUUCCAUCCAGUAUGGGGAAGACCUGGAAUUCAAAGAACCAAAGGAAAAUGAAGAGGAUAUAUCGCAGAAUUUUGAUGAAUUCUUCCAGGACCGAGCAGACGAGCAGUGAUGGUGAUAUCCUCUGUCAGAUAUUUGGAAGAAUAUUUUGUACAGAGAAUUUAGGUUUCAUGCUGACUAAAAAUCUUUACUAUGUCAGCAUGAAUAUUUAUUAUAUAAUUUACCUUCAUCCUGCACCCUCUGCAUUGAGAGUGCUGUGCCAUGUGGCUAACGGUGUAUGAGGGGCCUGUAUAUAAUGCUGGGGGUUGACAACAGAGUAUUGUAGUAAAUUUCAGCCUCCACAACGUAUUUCCUGAAUAAGCUGAUAUGUACAAAAUAUCAGCUGAAGAGAACUAGGUGUAAGGAGAGAACUGUUACGCUGGUUUAAAUAAUAUUUCAUAACAUAUACAAGUUCUGUGCCAGAAGCUGCUAAUGGGCAAGUUAGGGCUACAGUUUUUUGCUAGUGUUAUUUCAUUUUUCAUUUAAAUUAUUUGUCUUCUCUCAUUGUCAGAUGUGAUGUGUUUUAUAUCUCUUGCACAAAUACACUGUGACAGGCCACAUAUGGGAAGUGAGAUACCAAACCAAGAAUUUGAAAAGUGGACUAUAACAUAUAUAUGAUCAGCAUUUCAUACUUGUCAAAUAAGUUCCCAGAUCUGAAAUAGGUUUAUUGUGUAAUCGAUAGAGAUACACAUUCAGGAAAAAUUUGAAAUGUUUUUUUUUUUUGUUUACUUGCCUAAUUUCAGUAUCUUGUGUUUACAGUAUGUUGUGUUUUUGUUUUUUCUUUUUCAAUAUUUAUAUUCAGUUAGCAGUGUGGCCACACUGAUAAUUGAGGCGCUCAGUGGAAAAGAGGCACAUGCCACAAAAUUACUGUUGCCCUUUUUCAGCUAGUUAUGUAUUUAAUAUAUAAUACCAAGGAUUUUUAUUUUGCUGCUUGUGAGAAAUAGGCACAUACCACUAUGUUAGUAUUUAGUGGAGUAGAUGGCAGAAGCUACUUGAUUGCAGCAAAAAUUCAAAAUCCCAAAAUCCAUGUAGAUGUGGCAUGUGCCUCUUUUUACUGAACCCCUCAGCUGUGUAAAGCAGUAAACAGGAGACGAGUGUAGGUAAUACUCUUAUAUAAUAUCCUUGGUCCCUCUAUGUAUGAUCAUAUUUGCCUACUCUACUGGAAUGUCCAAAAGGAACCUGAGUUUCUAGGUGUUCUCUCAGGAAAGCAGGCAUCCUUCAUUGAUUCGCCCACUUCUCUAAUGACGUGGGAGGAGCUAUGCCUUAAUGAGAUGAUUUGAAGCAAUUUUGUAGUCCUCAUCCAAUGAUCCUAUGUUGCAGAAACUGUGGCUCAAAUGCAUUUAAUAUUGUAAUAAAAUUAUUUUUUGUACUACA
Messenger RNA from Pseudophryne corroboree (corroboree frog), 2310 nucleotides. It is a transcript of the gene GPN3, whose product is annotated as GPN-loop GTPase 3. Bases 152 to 1009 code for a protein of 285 amino acids. Lineage: Eukaryota; Metazoa; Chordata; Amphibia; Anura; Myobatrachidae. The record is from RefSeq and is a predicted model, not a curated record. The transcript is spliced from 8 exons. Gene Ontology annotation, molecular function: GTPase activity.